Molecule: messenger RNA, 2510 nt
Organism: Poecilia latipinna (sailfin molly)
Lineage: Eukaryota; Metazoa; Chordata; Actinopteri; Cyprinodontiformes; Poeciliidae
Product: solute carrier family 22 member 13-like
Exons: 10
Coding region: 271-1788 (505 amino acids)
Biological process (GO): transmembrane transport
Cellular component (GO): membrane
Molecular function (GO): transmembrane transporter activity
Source: RefSeq, a predicted model, not a curated record
AAAAGGGUCUAUUGCUUAAUGAUUUGUUCAGAAAACCCAGCUCUGUAAAACCAAAAAUGAUUUUAGGAUGGCAUCCAGUGAGAGACGCCAGGAUGAUACAAAUCUGGUUAAAAUAGAAUAAAAUAAAAUGUAUCAGGAAUGCUGCUUCUAAGUGAAAGCGCCAUCUCAUCUUUCCUGAAUCAUGCUUGCAUGGGUUUAAACAUUAAUGGGCUCUUUGUUUAAAGGUCAUUCCCUUGCAGCAUCACCGAAGUGCAAGUCUGCGCCCUGACCAUGGCUGAUUUUGGGGAAAUCCUGCGUAACAUAGGAGAGUUUGGAUUGUUUCAGAAAACCAUCCUCUUUGCUCUUUGCUUCCCAAAUCUCAUCUCGCCUUUCCACUUUGCGAGCGUAAUUUUCACCCAGUCCGACCCGGAGCGGCACUGCAACACGGACUGGAUCCUCAGAGCUGCUAACCUGACCACAGAGGAGCAGCUGAACCUCACGGUGCCCCGGGAGGAGGAUGGGAGCUUCAGCCGGUGUCGGAUGUUCGUCCCUGUGGACUGGGACAUCCAGGAUAUCAGGGCAUAUGGACUCAAUGAGACAACAGGCUGCAGGGACGGAUGGGUUUAUGGCAGCAUGCUGUAUGAAUCCACCAUAGUUACUGAUUUUGAUCUAGUUUGUGAACAGGCUCAUUUGUUGAGCAUUGCGCAGACAGUGCUGAUGGCUGGCAUCCUCGUUGGAUGUCUGUUACUUGGACCUUUUGCUGAAUCUUGGUGGGUUGCUGGAUCGAGCCCCACUCCGUCUGCCUCCAUUGUUGUGUCCUUAGGCACUGAAUGGAUCGGCGUGUCCAGACGGUCCUGGGGCGCCUGCAUCACUCAGCUAUGUGGUGCUGUUGGACAGGCCAUCCUCGGCGGCUUGAUUUACUUCAUCAGAGACUGGAGACUGGCUCAAAUGGUCAUGGCUGCUCCGUUUGCCGUGAUCACUUGUUACAUAUGGUUUAUUCCAGAGUCAGCCAGAUGGUUGUUGGACAGGGGACGGACAGACGAGGCUAAAGAGCUGAUCCUCAAAGUGGCGGCCAUUAACAAACGCACAGUUUCAGACUCUCUCCUGGAAAAGAUUACUAUCAAAGAAAAUGUGCAAAGGGGAGGCAUAAUAUGUCUUAUUAAAUCUCCUGUGCUGAGGAAGUAUUUCCUCACCAUCAUCUUGGCAUGGUUCUCCCUGAAUGUUACCUACUUCUGCCUUUCGCUGAAUGUGGGAAACUUUGGCUUGGACAUCUUCCUGACUCAGGCCUUGUUUGGGCUCUCUGAAGUACCGGCUCACAUCAUUUGCAUUUGGCUGCUGGAGGCGGUGGGGAGAAAAGUGUCACUAAUCACCACACUUGUGAUCGGAGGAUUUCUGUGUCUCUUGAUCCUCGCCGUACCUCAAAGUAGUGCCAUUGCUGUCACUGCGUUAGCCAUUGGUGGACGUUUUUUGACCAACUGGGCCGGAUCUAUAUGCAACUUGUAUGUUCAGGAGUUGUUCCCGACGUCUUUUCGGCAAACUGCCUCGGGUUUGGGCUCCAUCAUGAGUCGAGUCGGAGGAUUGCUUUCCCCGCUGCUCAACAUGCUGGCCGUGUACCACUGGUCCAUCCCUAUCGUGGUCUACAGCAGCCUCACCAUCCUCAGCGGAGCCCUCUGCUUCCUGCUUCCCGAGACCAGAAGAACAGAACUCCCCGACUCGACCUGUCAAGCUGAAGGCAACUGGAUGAAGAACAAGACAAAUCACCAACAAGACUCAAAUGAAGAUUUACAAAUCAAAUCAACCAAGUUGUAGUCUGUUUUGUUUAAUUUUUUUAGUGCACUAAUCUGGCCUCUAUUGGAACUCCAGUGUGUAGCCACGGCUUAUCGGUGGAUUUUUAUUUUAUCUCCUGUAAUUGUCAAACAUUGUUUAUUGAUAAUAAUGCUCAAUAGUUAAAAGAACCUUGUUUCUAGCUCCUCUCUUUGUACUCCUUUCUAAGUGGUAUUUAGGUUACAACCUCAUCUACUUUUACAAAUAUGGAAUAAUCAAUCUGUUUUUGUUGUUUUGUUUUUUUUUUUGUUUUAACUCAUGCGCUUAUAUUUUUUGUGUGGGGGGAAAAAUACAAAUUUACAGCUGCAGAAAAAAGAGAUAUGAAAUCAGGACUAAUGGCUGAGCUUUUUGUCACAUUUGUGUCAACAUCAACAGAAAACCCUUUUAACAGAAUCCUUCGUGUCUCAUUAUACUGUUUGCUGUUAUAUGAAAAUGUUGAAAAUCUUUAUGUCUUACAGCUUGUGCAGCUUCAUUAUUAUAUACAGUAUUUUAUUUUUUGUUAUCUCUCACAUUAACUGCACAGUUUUCAAUAAAAAUAUUAUUGACUCUUUAUUGAGGUCUGACUGUUUUUAAAAGCUAUAUAUUUUCAGGAUGAAUUGAGUUUUCUAGUCUAAAAAUCAUCAACAUUACAUAUUAAAACAUCAGUGUAUGCAUAUUGUUGAGGCAUUUGCCUUCUAACAGAGUACAAGAAAAGUCUGUUGAAUGUU